AUGAGGACUCGCGGGCGCGCGGCGUUGUGCUGGGCCCUGCUGUGCCUGUGCUGCGCGGGCGGGCUGGCGGCGCCGCGCCGCCUCUACUGCGAGCGAGCCGACGUCGCGUGGCGCGCCUACCGCGCGCCGGCUGCCUUCGAGGCGCGCGUGCAGUCGCUCGCCAGCGACGCCGCCACCGUGCAGGUGCGCCGGGUCCUGCACCGCCAGGGACACUGGCCCCGUGAGGACGCCGUCAUCAGGCUCAAGCUGCCCACGGACCCCCUAGACUGCUCCUCGCGUUUCGAAGUGCCCUUGAAAAAUAGACGGAACUAUAUCGUGUUCGCGGAAAGACGAGGCCACUCGGCGGUCGCGCUAGGCCCGCCUCUCAAGAGGACUGGAAAGUUGAUUAAGAGGAUACGAGCGGUCUACAAGCAAGGUUACAGUGAGUGUUCAGUGUUUUAUUAG
Messenger RNA from Arctia plantaginis, 444 nucleotides. NCBI's taxonomy places the organism in Eukaryota, Metazoa, Arthropoda, Insecta, Lepidoptera, Erebidae. The record is from the annotation of a GenBank genome assembly.